UUGAUACUUGGAAAGAUUUGGGAUUUAGCUGACACAGAUGGCAAAGGAAUUCUUUGUUGCUUUGCGUCUUGUGGCAUGUGCCCAGAAUGGAUUGGAGGUUUCACUGAGUAACUUGAACCUGGCUGUUCCUCCACCAAGAUUUCAUGAUACCAGUAGUCCCUUGCUAAUUAGUGGAACUUCUGCAACUGAGCUCCCAUGGGCUGUAAAAUCUGAAGAUAAGGCCAAAUAUGAUGCAAUUUUUGAUAGUUUAAGUCCAGUGAAUGGAUUUCUGUCUGGUGAUAAAGUGAAACCAGUGUUGCUCAACUCUAAGUUACCUGUGGAUAUUCUUGGAAGAGUUUGGGAGUUGAGUGAUAUUGACCAUGAUGGAAUGCUUGACAGAGAUGAGUUUGCAGUUGCCAUGUUUUUGGUAUACUGCGCACUUGAGAAAGAACCUGUGCCAAUGUCCUUGCCUCCAGCCUUGGUGCCACCUUCAAAGAGGAAAACGUGGGUUGUAUCACCUUCAGAAAAAGCUAAAUAUGAUGAAAUCUUCCUGAAAACUGAUAAAGAUAUGGAUGGAUUUGUUUCUGGAUUGGAAGUCCGUGAAAUCUUUCUGAAGACAGGUUUACCUUCUACCUUACUAGCCCACAUUUGGGCAUUAUGUGACACAAAGGACUGUGGAAAGCUUUCAAAGGAUCAGUUUGCCUUGGCUUUUCACUUAAUCAAUCAGAAGUUAAUAAAGGGCAUUGAUCCUCCUCAUAUUCUUACUCCUGAGAUGAUUCCACCAUCAGACAGGGCCAGUUUACAAAAGAACAUCAUAGGAUCAAGUCCUGUUGCAGAUUUCUCUGCUAUUAAGGAGCUAGAUACCCUUAACAAUGAACUAGUUGACUUACAAAGGUAUGUAAAGUAA
Myotis davidii is the source of this 886-nucleotide messenger RNA. RefSeq names its product epidermal growth factor receptor substrate 15. Gene Ontology annotation, cellular component: clathrin coat of coated pit; plasma membrane; cytoplasm. Lineage: Eukaryota; Metazoa; Chordata; Mammalia; Chiroptera; Vespertilionidae. Gene Ontology annotation, molecular function: cadherin binding; calcium ion binding. The record is from RefSeq and is a predicted model, not a curated record. Bases 38 to 886 code for a protein of 282 amino acids. Gene Ontology annotation, biological process: endocytosis; endosomal transport. The transcript is spliced from 10 exons.